Messenger RNA from Adineta steineri, 1251 nucleotides. The record is from the annotation of a GenBank genome assembly. Lineage: Eukaryota; Metazoa; Rotifera; Eurotatoria; Adinetida; Adinetidae.
AUGGCAUACAUAAGUACAAGUCCAAAUAAACGUACUACUACAAGCUCGGGUAGUUCGCGCGGUAGUUUUCAACAUCAACAACAACAACAACUACCAACAACAUAUGUACAAUCAUCAGAUCAACAUAUUUAUGAAGAUCAACCAUAUUAUUCCAAUGAACAAAUCUUUCCUAGACAAAGUGCCAGUCCUGAAAAUCGAAGAGCUGGAGGGGUACAAUAUCGUGUCAAAAUGAAUGUGACUUAUAACAAUGGUGACGGUGACUAUAAUCGAUCAUUAAAUACAAAUCCAAAAGUUAGUAAUGGUCAUUCAUCGUAUCAAUAUAAUUCACAUAGUAUCGGUCAAGAUCAAUUUCCAUGUUCGAAUUGUGAUCGAAAUUUAUCUGGUUCAAGAUAUAUUUUAAAAGAUGAACGUCCAUAUUGUAUUAAAUGUUAUGAAGAUCGUUUUGCUAAUACGUGUGAAGAAUGUCGAAAAAAAAUUGGUACUGAUUCAAAAGAUCUUUCAUAUAAAGAUCGUCAUUGGCAUGAAAAAUGUUUUUUUUGUUCAAUGUGUCGAACACCACUUGUUGAUAAGCCAUUUGGUUGUAAAAAUGAACAACUUUUUUGUGGUGAAUGUUAUAAUCAACAAUUUGCUUCACGUUGUGAUAAAUGUCAUCAAAUAUUUAAGCCAGGUAGUAAAAAACUUGAAUAUCGUGGACAACAAUUUCAUGAACAUUGUUUUACUUGUCAAUCAUGUUCACAACCUAUUGGAACAAAAAGUUUUAUUCCAAAAGAUCAAAAAAGUUUUUGUGUUCCAUGUUAUGAAGAAAAUUUUGCAACAAAAUGCACACGUUGUCAUAAGGUAAUAAAUCAAGGUGGUGUAACAUAUAAAAAUCAACCAUGGCAUCGUGAAUGUUUUACAUGUACAAAUUGUAAAAAUUCUUUAGCUGGCCAACGAUUUACAUCACGAGAUGAUCAUCCAUAUUGUGCUGAUUGUUUUGCUCGACUUUUUGCUAAAAAAUGUUUUGCAUGCAAUAAACCAAUAACUGGUGCUGGUGGUACACGUUAUAUAUCAUUUGAAGAUCGUCAUUGGCAUAAUGAUUGUUUUGUAUGUCAACGUUGUCGAUCAUCACUUGUUGGGCGAGGUUUUCUUACUGAAGGAUCUGAUAUUGUUUGUCCUGAUUGUGGUAAACGUACACAAUAUCAUGAAACAGAAAAUAAUACUUUUACUAGUGGACAUCGUAAUGUUGUUAGUUAUCAUCAUAGAACAAGUUAA